AUGAGCGACCGGUACGCUCCGCCCUCGUCGCUUCCGUCCUAUAUAACGGCGGAAUGGCGUUGCAGCAAACAAGCAUCAGCGAUGGUCUCGAAGCUUCUAAUUGCUGGAUUUUGUGUCCUUUCGGUGGCCUUUGCUGCACCUCAAACAGAGGAAGAGCCUAAAAGUGCGAAACGACGGCAGUACAUCCAGCCUCUGGCAGGCGCUGCGCAAAGUCCACGGAAUAUAGCAGUUGCUGCCGCCCCUAUGAUGGCACCCACACCCGUGAUUGCAUCUGCUCCGGCUGUUCCUGUAGCACCAGUUGCAUAUCAGCCAGCUGUACCGGUUCCAGUAGCUCCAACAGGGCAAUGUCCCGGCGGUCCAUCGUUGCCGAUCGAAUGUGACCCGAAGCGACCAUGGCCACAAUGUCCACCACAGUCAUACUGUUAUGCUACCAAUUCCGUGGAUGUUGGACCGUACUUCUGCUGUCCGAUCUGGUCCACCUACGGGGCAGCAUGGAGACCUGCAACUCCCUUCUACAAUUAUGUUCCUCCCAUGCCAGCCAACUGGCCGGAUGUCAUGAAAGUCACCGCAAAUUGGCCAGCAGCUGCAGUUGGGCUGCCGGUCAAAGCUAGAAAGCCCGUUUCUAAUCAAGAAGAUCAAGAGGAGGGAGACCAGAUCGGAAGCUCGAUCAACGAAUGGCUCGAUAGGCAAGCAAGAAUUAUGAUCCGAUCACUUCUACUAUUCGCUUUUCUUGGAAUACUUGCUGCAUAUUUAUAUAGAAUAAUUUCUAGUCUUGAUCUCAACAAGAGAGUUUACAAUCAUCGACCAGGGUCCUGUCGUAAGGUUGAGGGAAUUGCUCAUGGCUCCGAAGAUAUCGCACUUGUAGAAGAAGAGGGCAUUGCUUUUGUAACUUCAGGAGUUUUGUACAUGAUACCAAGAGGAAAGGAUGUCAAAGGUCAAAUCUUCUUAUAUGACUUCAAUCAGAAGGGAACAUGGAAUGCGGAGCCUCUGAAAAUUAACGGAAAAUUCGACCAGGACAACUUCCAUCCUCAUGGGAUUUCUCAUGUGGUUACUUCUGCUGGCACGAUUCGUCUUUUUGUUAUAAAUCAUUCGAACGCGUUCCACCAUUCAGUAAUGGUGUUCGAUUGGAAUCGCAAAACUCGCCAGUUGGAUUUUGUGAGAAUAGUGAAAGACGAGAAGUUUAUCAGGCCAAACGAUCUAGUCGCAGUCACAGAAGACGCUUUUAUCCUGACGAAUGAUGGAUCAGCGCAAACAGUUCUUACAAACGUUCUCGAGAUACUUUCGUUGAUACCGAGUGGAAGUGUCGUCUAUCACAACGGGAAGACGAGCUCAUGGCUCAUCGACAGGGCGACGUCUCCAAAUGGAAUCAUUCUUGAUCGAGAACACAAACAUCUUAUUGUUUCUCAUGUGAACGACAAGAUGCUCUCUGUUUAUAGAAUAGAAAAGGAUUACCUAUCUCUUUUCAAAAUAGUUGAUGUCCCCCUUAUGACCAUUGCCGAUAAUUUGUACAUGGACAAAUAUGGAGCCGUCUGGACGGGUGCUCACCCAAUAAUGAAAGAAUUGUUCGGGCAUGUGAGUAACUGUGAGGACCUCAGCAAGUAUGCACCAUCACAAGUGUUGCGGAUCAAAUUCUCGGAGGAUUUCAAGACGUGGGAAAUUACUGAGCCUUUCAUGGAUGACGGAAGGUUGAUUUCCGCAUCAUCUAUCGCUGUUCCAUUCAAGAAUCAACUACUGAUUGGGUCCGUGUGCAGGCAGCUUGUCCACUGUGACAUCACUCCAGAAACCUCAUAA
This is a messenger RNA of Necator americanus (New World hookworm), 1791 nucleotides long. RefSeq lists its product as uncharacterized. Bases 1 to 1791 code for a protein of 596 amino acids. The transcript has 15 exons. Lineage: Eukaryota; Metazoa; Nematoda; Chromadorea; Rhabditida; Ancylostomatidae. Gene Ontology annotation, molecular function: arylesterase activity. The record is from RefSeq and is a predicted model, not a curated record.